Messenger RNA from Aspergillus versicolor CBS 583.65, 1485 nucleotides. RefSeq lists its product as uncharacterized. Gene Ontology annotation, molecular function: chondroitin hydrolase activity. The transcript is spliced from 2 exons. Gene Ontology annotation, biological process: polysaccharide catabolic process. NCBI's taxonomy places the organism in Eukaryota, Fungi, Ascomycota, Eurotiomycetes, Eurotiales, Aspergillaceae. The coding region runs from base 1 to 1485 and encodes 494 amino acids. The record is from RefSeq and is a predicted model, not a curated record.
AUGACUGUUCUCUCGCCCUCGCGGACCUCCAGCACAUCCUCCUCUCCUCACGUUUCAUCUCCAAUCCGCAAGAAGAGGAAGGCAGAAAGCCUUACCUCUCUGUCCGAUGGCAAAACAGAUAUUGGACCGCCAGAAAGCUCUCUUCCGGCCAGUGAUCGUCGACUCUAUAUCGCCGAACUAUUCGACGAGAACAUCAUCGCAAAGAUCUUCCGGACAGCUUCCACGUCGCUGAACGACCCCAGCAUAUUCACCAAGCCGGACGGCGUACCACUAGGGUAUCCAGAGACGGUCCCCCAGACCGGUUCCAACGCAGGGCGAUAUGAGUUCCGGGACCCGGAGUUCUGGACUUGCGGGUUCUUUCCCGGGUCUCUCUAUGCCCUGCUAGAGAGGACAACCAAGUAUCCCCAUCGAGCUCUGAUUGAUACCAGUCUGUUCAGACCGAACCUGCAAGACGUUCGUUCCCAGCUACGUCUUCUGAGUAAAGGAUGGUCCAAGUCGCUGCAUAGCAUGGCAUUCCGGACAGACACGCACGAUAUCGGAUUCAUCGUCAUGCCCGCACUGAAGAGGGACUGGGAAAUGAUGGGAAACGAGCAGAGUCUGCGUUCAAUUAUUCAAGCAGCACGGAGUCUCGCAACAAGAUACGUGGCCUCGGCUGGGACAAUCAGGAGCUGGGACUGUCUAGUGAAGAAGGAGAUCACGGUGAUAGACCAGACGGAGAACGUGCUCGUCAUUAUCGAUAGUCUGUGCAACUUGGAUCUGCUUUACUAUGCCUCGGCGCAUUCGGGGGAUAGAAAUCUGGCGGAGCUGGCGACGGCUCAUGCUCGUACUCUACUUCGAACGCAUCUCCGUCGUGAACAUUCCAUCUCUGUCCCUAAGAACGGGUAUCAGGGGCAACUGUACUCGACGUGCCAUGUCGCGAAUAUUGAUCCCGCAACGGGCGGUUUGAAGUGGCGUUGGACGGCGCAGGGGUAUGAAAACGACUCGACUUGGGCCCGGGGCCAGGCGUGGGCGAUUCUAGGCUACGCGCAGGUGUAUAUGUGGACCAAGGAGACUACUUUCCUAGACGCUGCUUGUGGCUGCGCGGAGUACUUUCUGCAUAGACUAGCCACGUCGCCGGCUUGUGUUGAGAUUGACGUGGCCGAGUCGCAGGGCCUGUUUCCUACGAGAAGGACGAAGGGAAGGCAUGUUCCUCUGUGGGACUUUGAUGCACCGGUUGACGCGGAAGACCCGCUGCGAGACUCCUCUGCUGGUGUCAUUGCCGCCAAUGGGAUGCUCGUUAUAUUUCAGAGUCUUGUCAGUCUUGGGCAGGAUGCUCUAGCCAGGAGAUUUCUCAACGCUGCUCUCGAGAUUGUCCAGGACACUAUUGACCUCUGUCUCGCUAAAGAGAAGGCUCAGUUUGUAACUGAUGGCAAGAGCAUUACCGUCGAGGAUAGCACUCCUGGAUUCAUCUUCGAGUCUAUUCUCAGGACAGGGUGGGAGCUUUAA